This is a messenger RNA of Cinclus cinclus, 3090 nucleotides long. RefSeq names its product cytosolic iron-sulfur assembly component 3 (gene CIAO3). The coding region runs from base 31 to 1479 and encodes 482 amino acids. Gene Ontology annotation, biological process: iron-sulfur cluster assembly. Gene Ontology annotation, molecular function: 4 iron, 4 sulfur cluster binding. Gene Ontology annotation, cellular component: cytosolic [4Fe-4S] assembly targeting complex. The transcript has 11 exons. NCBI's taxonomy places the organism in Eukaryota, Metazoa, Chordata, Aves, Passeriformes, Cinclidae. The record is from RefSeq and is a predicted model, not a curated record.
CGACGCGCGGCCGCUCGCUUUGCGGCGGCCAUGGCGGCGCGGUUCAGCGGGGUGCUGCAGCUCACGGAGCUCGACGAUUUCAUCGCUCCCUCUCAGGAAUGCAUCAAGCCUGUAAAAGUGGACAAAAAGCCUGGAAAAGCAGCAGCUAAGAUCAGAAUUGAAGCUGAUGGAAGCUGUUUCCAGGUCAAUCAGGAUGGGGAAGCACAAAAGCUGGAAAAGGCCAAAAUCACCCUGAAUGAUUGCCUGGCCUGCAGUGGCUGCAUCACCUCAGCUGAGAGUGUCCUGGUGAGCCAGCAGAGCCACGGGGAGCUCUGCAAAGUGCUGGCUCUCAACAAGGCUGCUGCUGCCCACGAGCAGAAACUGGUGGUGGUUUCUGUGUCCCCCCAGUCCAGAGCUUCCCUGGCUGCAAGGUGCAAGCUGGGGCUGCUGGAGACAGCACAGAAGCUGGCCAGGUUCCUCAAGAGUUUAGGUGUGCACUACGUGUUUGACACGACUUUCUCCAGGAAUUUCAGCCUCCUGGAGAGCCAGCAGGAAUUUGUGAGACGCUUCCACAAGCAAGCAGAAGACAAAAAGGCUCUGCCCAUGCUGGCUUCUGCCUGCCCAGGUUGGAUCUGCUACGCAGAGAAAACCCACGGCAGCUUCAUCAUCCCCCACAUCAGCACCACCAAAUCCCCCCAGCAGGUCAUGGGCUCCUUAGUCAAGGGCUACUUUGCAGAGCAGAAGCACCUGCCCCCUGACAGGAUCUACCAUGUCACAGUCAUGCCCUGCUACGACAAAAAGCUGGAGGCCUCCAGGCCAGAUUUUUUCAACCAGGAAUACCAGACCAGGGAUGUGGAUUGUGUCAUCACCACAGGAGAAGUGCUAAAGCUGCUGGAACAAGAAGGAGUGUCCCUAUCAGAUGUAGAUCCUGCUCCCCUGGACACCUUCUGCUGCUCUGCCCUGCCCAGGCUCGGAGAGGCUGCAGAGGAGCUCAGCACCCACCCCGGGGGGGGCUCAGGGGGGUACCUGGAGCACAUCUUCAUCCACGCAGCCCAGGAGCUCUUUGGGAUCCACGUGGACUCCAUCCACUACAAACCUCUCAAGAACAGAGACUUCCAGGAGGUGACCCUGGAGAGGGAUGGAGAGGUGCUGCUCCACUUUGCUCUGGCCUAUGGAUUCAGGAACAUCCAGAACCUGGUGCAGAAGCUGAAACGAGGGAGGUGCCCCUAUCACUACGUGGAGGUCAUGGCCUGUCCCUCAGGCUGUUUGAAUGGAGGAGGACAGAUCAAACUCGAGGGAGAAUCCAGCAAGGAGGAACUGCAGCAGGUGGAGAGGUUGUAUGAAUCCCUGAAGGCUGAGGUUCCAGAGGAAAACCAGGCUGUGAGGGAGCUCUACCAGCACUGGCUGGGGGGCUGGGGCUCAGAGAGGGCUCUGGAAGUGCUGCACACGCAGUACCACGCUGUGGAGAGAGCAAACUCUGCCCUCAACAUCAAGUGGUGAGAGCUGCCCAGCCCAGGAGAUCCUCAGUGCCUUCUGAACUCAGAUCUCUGGUCCUCCCAGGACUCGGUGCAAUUCCUGCCUCUGGGAAUGUGCCUGGCCCUGCUCGUUCCUUCAGAGAUGGGAACAAAGCCCAGAGUCUGACAGGAGCCACAGCAAGAGGGGCAGAAAUGCAUUCCAGGCUGCUGGGACAGCCCCUGGCCUGCUCCAACAGCCCCAUUCCUGCCAGAAGUGUGGAAAACGAGGAUUCAGAGCUCAGCUCCAGGCUGAGCCUUGUGCCACCCCCCAGGAUUCCUCCCCCAGGCCUUGCUGGAUUGUCACAGCACUGGGUGCUGUGCCUGCCUCUGCUGGAGCAUCCUCAUUUCACUGGAAAUGGUCUCACAGGGCCUCUGGAGUCCUCACAUCUCCCUGCCCUGCAGGGUCUGUGCCCUUGGAGAGGGGGAUCCAAGCCUGGGAUCAUCCCUGGGGCUGGGUCAGUGCCUGCUGGACAAGACCUUGUGAUUGCUUCUCCUUAAAUUAGAAAUAUUUAUACCCAGGGCACUUACUUCUCUCUCUUUUCUUCCUAAACACACAGCAGGGAGCCAUGGAAUUUUCACACUUACUGAGGGAUAAUAUCCCUAAAUCCAGACAGAACAGGCACUUAAUGAUGGAUAACACCCCAAAAUUACCACAAAAUAAUUCCUGACCUCGGGGCUGCCAGCAACCAAAGUCUCCCCUGCACUUUAUUCCAACGAAUCCACAGAGCAAAUUGUGAUUUUCGUGGUUUUUUAAUUAAAAGCUUUCCAUUUUUCAGCUGCUGCUGGUCAUUAAUGACCUCACAGUGUUCCAAGGCAUGCUCCCCCCCCUCCCCACCUCGAGGAGCAGAUUGGUGCUUCCAGUGAAUUCCCUUUUCCAUGCAGGGAUUUGGCUAAAGCAGGACAGGGGGAGGCUCCAGCCUGGAAUCAGUGCAGAGCACAGUGAGUGGCUGCUGAGCACAAGCACGUCAGCCCAGAAAUGCACAAUUCAUGAAGCUUAAUUAGCUGGAAAGCAAAUGCUCAGGGCUCUACACUUGGUCACUUCCUCAGUUCCCAGACACAGAGGUCAGUGAAGCCACCCAGGACACCCUGGGUUCCCUGCUCUGGCACCAGGAAUUUGUCCCAGCUGGAAUUCUUCCCAGCUGUGAGGUGUGGAGCAGGCUCGGGGUUGGUUCAAACACACAGGAGCAUCCCUGCUCCCAGGAUAAAUAAAAUUCCAAAGGAACACACAGGGGACAUCCACAACUCCAGCAUUUCAUGGAAACUCAGGAAUUCAGGCCAUGGUACCAAGGGAGCUUUUGCAGCUGGAGAAAUCCAUGCAAGGAAGGAAAUCCAAUCUAUAACUUAAUAAAAGGUAAAAAGAAAACCUUGGUCCGGUUUGUAGCACAGGAAAAAGCCCCAAACCAGACUCCAGUGGCAACAAAGGUUCACAGUCCACAAAGGAAAAUCCCUGAAAUCAACUUUAUCCCAGUGCUGGGAGCUGCCAGCAAAGCCUCAUUUUCUCCACAAAAAAAAAAAGAAAUAAAAAAGGGAAUGACUUCACUGGUGUGAAGUGCUUCCCCCCACACCUGCAAAUAAAACUCUGCUUCUUUCUCUGAAA